This is a messenger RNA of Leptidea sinapis, 11872 nucleotides long. RefSeq names its product phosphatidylinositide phosphatase SAC2 (gene sp3). NCBI's taxonomy places the organism in Eukaryota, Metazoa, Arthropoda, Insecta, Lepidoptera, Pieridae. Gene Ontology annotation, molecular function: phosphatidylinositol-4-phosphate phosphatase activity. Gene Ontology annotation, biological process: regulation of endocytic recycling; phosphatidylinositol dephosphorylation. Gene Ontology annotation, cellular component: early endosome; clathrin-coated endocytic vesicle. The record is from RefSeq and is a predicted model, not a curated record. Bases 129 to 3536 code for a protein of 1135 amino acids. The transcript has 18 exons.
CUUCAAAUCAAUCUUCAAAGCUCAUUUUACAUGCUACAAAAUAGUUAAGAGAUAUCAACAAACACAAUGAAACCAAAAAAAUCCUAAAACCAAAAAUAUACAAACAGAAUUUAUCAAUAAAAAUCAAAAUGGAAGUGUUUAGAUCGGAAAUGUUCUACAUUUUUGUCAGAAACGAGUCAAGUCUUUGGUGGAAUCGUGUAACUGGUGAAUUUUCAGUUCGUUCAGCAUGGGACCUAUCCGAUAUCGAAGAUAUAGAAUGCCUGGGGGUAACCGAAGGAAUAAUUGGAAAAGUGGAACAUUCAAAUAUUUACGACCCGAGACUUAUUGUUAUAAAAGAAAGCGUACCGAUGGGUCAAAUAUAUUUUCACCACACUAUAUACAAAAUAAAAUCUAUAUCCAUUAUUAAUUUGGGAACUACCAAUCAGGAGGUAGACCUGUUGCCAUGCACAAAACACGGUUCUUCUGCGUCAAUAAACAGGUCCAAUAAGAAAAUGGGUGGUCGUUUAUUCGAGAAUUCUGCAUUUUUAAACAAAACAGUGGGUGCAGUGAAAAAUGUAAGCAAUACUAUAAAGUCAACAACUCAGCAAGCAGCUACCCAGGUGAAGCAGACUGUUAAGAAACAAAGGGAUCCGAAAGUUGCCGAAAGAUUUGAGAAACGGUUGACUGAUGAACUACACAAAAUUUUUGAUGACUCUGAUAGCUUUUACUAUUGUCGAACUUUAGACUUGACAAACAGUUUGCAAAGGCAAUAUGACAUAGAGAAGAUUCUAGAUGCAGAGGAGGGUGUGAGUAAGCCAGUCACCGACCUGACCAGGUGGUGGAAACAUGUGGAUGACCGAUUUUUCUGGAACAAAUUUAUGCUGAAGGAUAUAGUUGCACUUGAGAGUCCAUGCUGUGAUGAGUGGGUGCUGCCAAUAAUUCAAGGUUUCAUACAUCUCUCACAAAUAGCCUGUGACCCUCCAGAUGCGAAUCCACUAAACACCGCAUCACUCUCAGGCAGUAGCACCUGUGAUGAAACAUUCACCUUGGGGGUAAUAUCACGACGUUCAAGAUAUCAAGCAGGAACAAGGUAUAACCGUAGGGGUAUAGAGCCUGAUGGAAAGGUCGCUAAUUAUGUGGAAACAGAACAAAUUGUGUCCAUUGUCUGCUCGGACAGUAUACACCGUGCAUCAUUUGUGCAGGUUCGUGGCUCUGUGCCGAUAUUCUGGAGCCAGCCCGACUAUAAAUUCCGACCCCCACCUCGAUUAGAUAGAACUGAAGAGGAAUCCCAAGCGGCGUUUAGGAAACAUUUCGAAGAAGAGUUGAAGAUAUAUAAGCAGGUGUGCAUCGUUAAUCUCGUUGAGCAGCAAGGCCGGGAAAGGAUCAUAUGGGAAGCUUAUGGCAACCAUGUCCUAAAGUACAACAGUCCAGACGUUAUAUACGCCACUUUCGACUUUCACGAGUACUGCCGGGGCAUGCACUACGAAAAUGUUAGUAUUCUGAUCAAUGCGAUCGCUGACGUCAUCGAAGAUAUGCGUUUUUGCUGGCGCGAUAACCGCGGCUUGAUUUGUGAACAGAAUGGCGUAUUUCGAGUUAACUGCAUCGACUGUCUGGACCGCACAAACGUUGUUCAAACAGCAAUAGCGAAGUUGGUGCUGGAGCUUCAGCUGCGAAGGUUGGGGCUCGGGGGCGGAGGACUACCAGCCGCGUUGAGGCAGGCCUUCUUAUCCAUGUGGGCUGACAACGGUGACGUCAUCUCGAGGCAAUACGCUGGCACUAAGGCACUCAAGGGUGACUACACGCGCACUGGUGAAAGAAAGCUUACUGGAAUGAUGAAAGACGGUGUUGCGUCGGCCAAUAGAUAUUACUUGUCGACGUUUAAGGAUGCUCUCCGGCAGGUGGCCAUCGACGUGAUGACGGGCGAGUCUCGAUCCAUCCCCGAGCAGCUUAUCGUGCCCGACUGCAAGUGUCCCACCUCCGUCAAGGUGCUCACCUUCAAUCAAGAACAAUCGGUAGCGGACACGGCGGUCGUGGCCCAACACGUCAAGUCUCUAAUUGACGACUGCAAGAAACUCUUGGUCGAUACGGAACCAGUGCUUGGGUCAUGGGGACUCAUCGAUGCUGAUCCCAAUACGGGCGACCCGCACGAGACAGAGAUGGAUAGCGUGCUGGUUCUGACGAGCGAGGCUUACUACGUGACGGACUACGACGAGACUUCCGACCGACUACUGUCCGUACAACGUGUGCCGCUCAGUGACGUCACCUCGGUAGAACUAGGAACGCUCGACAAUAAUUCCACGAUAUUCAGCGUGGGUCGCAAGAGCAACGCCGAGCCAAUACACUGUAUCCGGAUCAACUACAUAUACAACAACGAGCCUGGCUACUUCCACAUGUUCCGCUCCACCACGCUGCGGUUCUUCAACAACAUGGCUGUCGUGAUCAACACUAACGAUGAGAUGAUUGAAUCGCUGCACUCUAUAUGCGAGUCAAUAAUGGUUGGACGGGAUGUCGCGAAGCUUCCACCGGUACCCUUCUACGAUGGUGUGAAAUUGGAGAAGAGGAAAUCUAAGGUUCAUCCGUGCCAAGGUGCAGGCGGUGCUAGGUCCUCCCUAUACGUGGAUUUAUCCAGGUUGCCUACGCUUGGGCUUACAAGGAACGUUAGCGAAACUCAACUCGUCGCGGACAUUCGGAGCGUGGGAUCGAAAGCAUUGACCAAUAUGAGCGAACAAUUCAGCAAACUUAAUAAAUUGAGUCAUUCGCUUAACGCGCGCGCAAGACCGAGCCUUCAGUUAAAAUUUGAUCAGGGCGCCGCUCGCACUCGCAAAAUGUUCACCCUGGGCCAAAACAAAGACAACAAAAAGAAAGGCAGCCUAUCUGAUGGAAUGAGUUCAGAUUACUCCAGCGAUGAUGACAACAGAACGAAUAUAUUUGAACCGACUUUGGACAAUUUUGAACAUUUGCAACACUACAUCGGCGAUCAGAGAAAGGAAACUGAAGACUGUGACUUGAUACAAAACCCGCUUUACUCGUCCAAAAUUGAAACGCACGAAUCGCCGAGUGCGCCUGCGCCGCAAGAAAUACCGACACUCAAAACGCCGAUGACAGCUAAAAAGAACCCUUUCGAUAAUGAAACAAUUACUCCGGAAAUCCAGGUCGAUUUCGAUUCCAAACCAAACCCGCCUAAUUCGUUGAUGCUGAGCCAAAAAUUAUCCCAAAGUUCGAGUCAUAUUUAUGAGGAAAACCAGGAAGGGGUUAGUUACCAUGUACGCUCCAAUUCUCAACAUGAUAUAUCGUUGAAUAUAGCGACAUCUCAUAGCGAAUCCGCGUUGAAGCAGCUGAAGACUAUCGCCAGUCCCGCGUCGAGUGCCACGAGAGACAUGGUCCUGUCGCCAUUGUCAAAACUUGCGAAAGGUGUACAGACUCUUGGGGCUAAUUUGGAUCCGAGGAAGAUUAAGAGCGCACCCGCAGUAAAACAUAUAAGCGAGCAGCAAUAUGAAGAACACCGCAAACUACAAGAGAAAUGGCAGGGUUGCAACACCCGCCUCGUCGCCCUAUGAGUGUUACCAGAUCUAAAAACGGCUUAGGUAAAUAGUAUUUAAUUUCACGACGGAUAGCGUUGGGUUACCAGUACAUCGCGUUCUUGACAAUGAUGACAUAGAUCAGUGUUUCCCAAAUUGCCCCACAAAGGGACUAUUUGAUAGUUAAAGGGGGCAAUUUCAAAAUGGACUCGACACGUCUUUAACCCUUUCGCUUUGGGUUAUUUAAAUGCUAGAUAUCGGUGACAGAUUUAACAAAAAAGGCAAAUUCCAAGAAUGUGCAAGAAAACUUUUACUACCGUUUCCAUCUUCAUAUUUAGCUGAAUGUGGAUUUAGUGCUGUAAAUUAUUUACUGAUAAAUAAAUAAGUCGACUUGAUGUAACACAACGAGGAGACUUGAAAUUAUAACUAAGUUAAUUGGAACCUAAUAUAAAAUCUCUGUGCAGCAAGCAUUAACCGCAAGGAUCGCACGAAAAAUCAAUAUUAUAAUUAUUUUGAAUUUCAGUUUUUCGUUAUAUGAUUUGAAAUUUUACUUUGCAUUGUUUUGAUAACAAUUUUAUAGUGAUCUCUUCCUAAAACCUAUCAUUUGUAUUUCUUAAGGGGAAAAAAGCAUUUUUAAGGGCUAAAAAUUAUGUAUGGGGGGCUUAAAAAUUUUAGAAAUGUUAAGGUGGGGCAUGGCCUAAAAAAGGUUGGGAAACACUGAUAUAGAUUAACAAAUAGUUUUAUUGUUAAAGAAAUUUAUUAUAUUUGUUAUUGCUAAUUAUUAUUGGAAUCAAUUUUGAAUUUAAUAUAUCAAUCAUGUAUAAUUUCAGUUAAUUAAAAAGCCAUCUGUUACCCCUUCCGUGCAACUGCCGAAAUAGUAUUUUUAGUGAAAAAUGUUACCUCAAAGGCCAGAUUUUAAUUUGUGGUACAAAUUGAAGUAGUUGAUAUGUGUACGUAUUAAGUUUGAUUUUAUUGAAUUAUUGUAUUAUGAUACUUAUAGCAAUGAUCUAAUUAUUUAUUGUAAUUUAAUGAUAAAGCAAAGAUAUUAGAGAGAUUUGCUUAGUAUGGCGCUAAAAUGGCGCUUUAUAAAAAGAUUUUUGUUUGAUGUUUGAUCUAUGAAAAAAAAAUGAACUUCAGCGAUGAAAAGUAAUCCCAAUAGGCUUAUCAAACAUCAAAUAGUUCGCGAUGGAUGUUUGAUAUUGUGGUCAAAUAAUAAUUGACGAUAGAAUCCAAAGAUUUCUACCAAUUGGUAGAUUUUAUAAUGAUAUCAAUCAUAACCAAUUGUAGAAAAUUGUUCGUUGUUGUAUUAAUUGUAAAAUGUCCAAUAAAAGCAACGCAGUCAUUGCCAAUCUAUUAUAAAUGCAUUUGCUUAAUUAGCUCAUAUGUUAGAUCAAUUUAUAUUAUAUAGUAAAUAUAGUUUAAUUAAAUUUCUCUAGUUCCAGAAAACUGCAAUCCAUUGAUGUAGAAAACUGUAGUUAGAAAUGUCGUAAUUCGAUACAAUCUUAAAUUGUGGACUUAAUAUUGAUUUCAGGUUUUUUUUUUAAUAUGUGAUAUUAUUUUAUGUAUAUUGUUUAAACGAAUUAGAUACUUAUUGAUAGAAAUAUAGCGUCAAUUAUGUAUUUAAGUCGUAAGGGCGGCUACAUACUACCCCACCGUAAGAGAAGCCUUAAAUCAUUUAUACGUAUAGAUAGACUGUGACAGCUGUAAAAACGUGGAAUAAAAAAUAGAGGUUGACUGUUGACCUCUAUUUUGAGCAAUGCACGUAUCACAAAGUGACAUACAAAUCGCGAGUGUAAGACGUAACUUGUUACGCACACUAAAGGAAUAAACCUGGCCUGUUUUCAUCGGUUGUCUAGCAGCAAGAGGCACUAUCUAGACGUAUAAAUUAUCUAAGUGUAAUUAUUAUAAUUAUGUGAUUAUCUUUAACAAAUCUGAUUUUCUGCGUAAAUUUGAUUUUUUCUCGAAAUAGUUGGUAGCAUUAACGAACAGUUUUCGUAAGGCACCCAUCAUGCCUAUUGGCAAAAAACUGGGCUUGGCGAUUUUUGCUUAAGCCACAAAUUGAAAUGAAAUUCCAUUUUUGGUAAAAAAUUAACUAUCAAUCAAUCAAUCCGUUGAUCUCGUGUAUGUUUAUGAGAAACACAUAGGAGUGAGGAAUCCCUUGUUUUGCUAUUAAUUAUUACUACCUAUUCUUGUUAUUCUAGUUUACACGUUGAGAUUAAAAUGUCAAUUAUUAUAAUGAGUACUUAUUAUUAUUUAUAUUUUCGUCGUGUAGAAAUGUAGAUGGAAGAUGAACACUCACUGACCUCUACUUUAAACCCCUAGACUGGCGGCUGUUAAAGUGCUUUUGUGCCUGUUUGAUAUUCGCCAUUUUGGCGCUGUUGUCCAUGUCGCGAGAGUCUGCGGUACUAAAACUAGUGAUGACAACCUCAGCUAAACAAACAUCGAUAGGAAAACUAUUUACAAAUAAUAUUUUCAACUUUAUAACAUUAAUUCUUGAAGUAUAAAUAACAGGGAAAACGAACGAAAUUCAUUCAAAAUGCAAAAAUAUUUUAGAGUAUUUUACGUUCCUUUGCAGCCAUUUGUAUUAUACGUCAAAUUAGUUCUCUGGACGCUCGCAAGGGCGCUUCAAAUAGGCACAAAAAAUUGCUGUCAAACAUAAGGAACAGCCUGUCCAGUGGUAUUUAUACAGGUUAGUGUGAACACUUGAUUCGCUGUCAGCGUAUGUAAAUGAGAUAGCGAUAGUCCGUGACGUGUGAUAUGUUUUCAUGUUUCCGGACGAUUGUGCAACGUAAUAGAUGACAACGUCUUAUAUUUAAAUAAUAACUGAAUUCACACCAAAUCACUCGAUUACUUAUUAACAGUCAGAAUUUAUUCAAUUUGAAUUUAAAUUAAGUAGUAUUGCCUAACCAUUGGUAGGCUCCUUUGCACAGCAAGUCGUCUAGUUUAUGGGUAUCACAACGGAGCCUACUUCUGCCGAGAAGCAGACAUGUGUAAACAUUACUGUGUUUCGGUCUGAAGGGCGCCGUAGCUAGUGAAAUUACUGGGCAAAUGUGACUUGACGGUGACGACCGCAGUUGUAGUGCCGAUCAGAAUUUUUGGGCUUUUCAGGAAUCCAAAACGGCACUGCAAUGUAAUGGGUAGGGCGUAUAAAUAACCAUCAGUGGAACUCCCUGCUCGUCUCGUCCCUUAUUUUCAUUUUAACAAAAAAUAUUGCACCACGGCUACCAUUGUUUGUUGGGAACCGAUGAACCGGGUCCACCCAAAAUAAUUUGCAUACGUGAAAGUGAUAGUAGAUAUUGUAGUGUGUCUCGCUUCCUCUCAAUACCAAUCUAAUUUAUGUGUCUCUGUCACAUGAUUAUUGUUAUUUCAGUGACCCAUCCAUUGUUCAUCUUCUAUCUACGUUUACAAAUAUGUAUUUGACAGCAAUGUACCUAAUUUAAUUUAUUUGGCACAUUACAAAAUGUAUAUUCCUAGAUGAAAAUAAUGCAGUAUUAUAAUAUUGUAUAGCAUAGAAUAGAAAAUUAGGAAAUUAUAAUGAUGUUUAUAUUCUACUAAAACUUAAGGCGUUUUGUAAAAUACGUUUGCGGCGGUGAGUGUAACCUAAAUAUUGUUAUUCAAAUCUCAAAAGCUACAUUAGAAUUAAUAGGUACAUCAUAAUUGGUAAUCUAUUAAUUUGGCUCUUAGACUAUGUCAUUAUCACUAGCUAAAAUUGAUGUAAUUGAUACCCUCUGUUAUAAAAAAUACUAAAAUUACUGACUUAUUCGAUUAUUAUUCAAUUCUCAUUAGCUACAAGGGGUUUAGACUUUAGAAGAUAAAUUGUUAAUUGGGUAUGAUAUCACAUAGAUACAUAACUAUAAAUUAUUGGCUUAUUCAAUUAAUAUUUAAUUUUCAUUAGCUAGAAUGGAUAAAACAGCUAUUUUUAUACUAGACACAACCCAUACUAGAAGUGGUAACAAAUAAAUACAAAAUUUAAAUUAUUAACUUAUUCAAUUUAUAUUCAAUUUUCAUUAGCUGCAAUGGAUUGAAUAGCUAUAUUUUGUACUAGAUACGAUAUAUACUGGUAAUGGUGAAAUACAAAAUCAUAAUUAUUGACUUAUGAAGUCUUAUUCAAAUUAUAUUAGUUCUUAUUAACUAUAAUGGAUUUGAUGCAUUGUAUAUAGCUGCAGGUGAAAAAUAAACAAAAAUUGCUUCUAUUAUUAAAGUCUCAACAGCCACAACAGAUUUUAUAGAUAGAUAUGCAUUCAUAUUGUGAUAGCUAUUUUUGGAUUCAAGGCAAAUUAUUGGCUAAUUCAAAUAUUUUACUAUUAUUAAGUAGAGUUUAUAAACAAAAUUAAUUUAGAGAAUUCUAAAUUAUUCGUAUUCGUAUGGUCGUCCUAUUUCUAUUAAAGAAGUUUUAUUAUUUUAAGGUGCGUAAAGACCAGUGAAAUGUAUCAUGAAAUGUAACAUCCUUCCUUUCAUUGCGUAUUUGCUGCUCACUACGAUGCUAUUCAGCCACGGACGCGCCCCUUUGUGUUCGUUCGAAAAACCGUAAAUCAGGGAUUGCGCCGCGGACUGCUUGUAAUGCUCGUAGCAAGGAAAUUACAUUAUGACAAUAAGGGACGAGACGAGCAGGACGUUCAGCUGAUGGCAACAGAUGUGCUCUGCCCAUUACAAUACAGUGCAGCUCAGGAUUCUUGAUAAACCCGAAAAUUCUUAGCGGCACUACAAAUGCGCUCAUCACCUUGAGACAUGAGAUGUUAAGUCGCAUGUGCCAAGAAAUUUUACUAGCUAUUGCGCCCUCUUGACCGAAACACAGUAAUAUUUACACAUUUCUGCUUCACGGCAGAAAUAGGAGCCGUUGUGGUACCCAUAAUCUAGCCGGUAUCCUGAGCAAAAGGGGCUACCACUGGUGAAACUGUGAGAAAUUGAUAUCUUUCAUGAUACAUUGCAGCUAUGUGUACGUCAAAAUAUUUUAUUGCAUGAUACACUACACCAAUCUGUACGCACCAUUAGCUAAAAACACUCAUGUAAAAAUAAAAAAUCGCUAACCGCCACAAACGUAUUAAAAUUUACUCCAAAGCAAGCGAAGUCACAAUGUUGCCUAUGUUUGUACAUACACAUUUUGUAAUGCAAUGCUUUUUAUAGACAAUCUAUUCUCUAAUCUGUAUACCUUUUCUAACAGUGUAUUGCGAAUUUGAAAUAUAUUAUAUACUCCCUUAUUAACCCUUAUACAAAGUAAAAUGUUUAUAGAUUUGUAUCAGUAUUUAUAGAACUACCCACAUAAAGGAGAUAUUUCAUUUAUGGGCUAGCUUGUCUGCUAUUUUAUUGUAUAUUAGUAUAGAAAAUAAUAUCGUAGAGGUAGAGAUGUGUAAUUUCGAAUUUCUGUAUGUCCGUUAGUAUAAUUUCAGAGUGUUAAUGAUUGUUCUUUAGAAUAUACAUUCCGUGUAAUAAGAGAAGCUCAAGUAGACUUAUGUAUCCUUUCCAUAGAAAAAUGGUAUAAAUAUUAAAGAGGCUUCCUACAUAAUAUCUAUACAUAUUUAAAAAAAUAUGAUUUAACGAAACCUUAUCACUAAUAAUCUACGUUAUAAUCUGUUAAAGAGCCUAUUUUGAAUUUAAAAAUAAUAUCUAAUUUAUCACUUUAAAAUCACGGACUAGUAAAAAAUAAGGACUCCGUGUCACCUAACAUUGUAGCACCAAAACAAGCUGAUAAACGUGUAAAUACAUAGCCCCACGCACACACUCACACUACUACAGGCCGAUAGGCGGCCAUUAUGAGAAUUGUCAUCAUCUGUGACAGAUCACUUUGCGUCUCAAUAAAAUAUUUUAAAAAUGCCGUCGUGCGUUGUGAAAAAGUGUAAAAACGAUACUAUAUAAGUAUUAGUGGCCAUAUAUGAUUAUUUCAGGGAGCAAAAAUAGUGCAACUAGUAUCCCCCGUAACCGCACACACACUAGCAUAACGGUGCUUCACUUGCUAAUAUCACGGCGCGAGGUCCUUCUUUUUUUACUCGUCCGUGUUUAAAAUGUACUCGAGCAUAUUUUAAGUGUUAUUUGAUCAUGCUAUUGUUCACUGCAAUAGGCUAUUUUUCAUUUUUUUAAAUAUAUUCAGAAAUUAUCGUAAAGAUUCUAUGAUAGCCUAGAUUUAAUUCCUUAAAAUUAUUCCAAUUUAUGCUUAGAAAAAUUGUUUUAAAUUUAAACGAUAAAGAAUGCGCCAAUGAAUGUUACUCAUGUUGUAAUAACAAAUUAGAGUUUUUUUCUUAUGGUAAAAACUCUAUAAAUAACUAACAUUUAUAAUUUAAUUUUGAUAGAGUAUUUAUUUUAAUAGAAUUGACAUAUUGAUAAAAUUCUUGCAAUAUUAAUUACUCAAAAAGUAUUUUAUAAUCAUCAACGCCAGCGCCCGCGCUGGCGAACCGCUUCCGAGCUCAAGCACGUAGUGCAAGAAUGGGACGCGACCGCGAACUCAUCUCACUCACCCUGAUGAAGGACCCUCGAUAAGUCCGAAACUAGUCGGUGCCUACACCUAGAUAACGUGAGCUAAGCCGUUUCAAAUAUUAUAUUAACUAGUUUAAUUAUUGUAUUUAUUUGACUCACGAAAAUCUUUGGCGGGCGUUUAUGGAGCAGUUCUAAUAAAUUAUUGGGUAAUAAUGUUACAUUAUUUCUACAAAAUGUGUAUAAUUGAAUUACGGUUAUGCAUUGGCUACUAAAUUUUUCAAUGAUCGGGUGUUAUUUCAGCGUGAGCGAUAAACAGAUAUGAAAAGAGUUGAACAAAGCAAACAGAAUUUUAUAAUGAGGCGGUACCCGAACGGUUAGCUCAGUUGGUUAGAGCACCGGCACGGAACGCUGGAGGUCGUGGGUUCGAAUCUCGCAUCGUUCAUAAAAUUUUGUUUUUCAAAUUUUAUUUGUGUAUUAAUCCUAGAAGUGAGGGUUAUCACUUUAAAAACAUAACAUAUUGUUUAGAUAUGAAAAAAUUGCAAAUGUAAAAAUAUAUCAAAGACAGAAUACAUCAGCGUAAACAACCUGUCAACUCGGUAAUGCGUCACAAACAAUUGGUUUGUAAAUGUUUGCGUUAGCAAGUUGUUUAAUAUUCAAAAUACUAGCUAAGAAGCUAAUUCCGAGUGUGGCUGACUGUUUACGACUUAUUAGUCAAAAUGAGUUAUAUAAACAAUAGAUUCGCUUACUUUUUCAUUGGGUGUUUAAAUGUUGGCAAUAAGCUGUUUCAGAAUCUUUAAUAGAGGAUCUAAAGCAAGGGUAUAGAUAAAAAAAAAUUCUCACUAACAAAAUACUAUGAUGCGCAUACCGUUAAAUGUUAAACUAUAGAUAAAACUUUUAAAAUAUAAUGCUUCGGUUGCUGUUUCGCUUAGAGAUAAGUUUUUUUUGUAAAUUUGUAUUUUUGUCAGAGAUAUGUGGGUAACCAAUUAACUACAGGCAUAUUUUUCAUGAAUAACGUCACUUCCAUUACAUUCAAAUGAAAAUAAAAUCAUUCUUUACAUCCCGAGGCUACAGAUAUAAAAAAUUUCGACGUUUUUUCUGAUGAGACGUAAUUAAAAACAUAUUAUCAUUGACUUACAAUCAACAACUCCUAAUCGCCAAUUAAAAGGUUGUUAUAAUAUUUCCGUGCGUAGUUGUAUAUACGUACACAAUACACAUAUACAGAUAACAUUAAAACAUUAAGUCAAAUUAACACCUUAUUUCGUGUCAGUAAUGUUCAAAGUCUAUUGUAUACGCUCAUAAGAAGCUCGGAACACGAGAUAAGAACAUAUUGUUUUAGCAAUUGACAUGUAAUUAUUUAGCAAAGUGAUUAAAAACGUCAAGUUAUUUGCGUUGUUAAUUUAAAGUGGCACUUACCUGAAAAUCGACACUCCAUCCAUUUUAUGUUUCGAUAGUUUUUCAUUGCGUGGCGUUGUAUUCAAAGCGCGGUCAAAGCACAACUGAACGAAAACUCUGCCUAAUAGACGCGUAAGCAGAGUUUUGCUUCAGACAAUGUUUGAGUGUGAUUGUGAGUAGUUGUUUAUUGUACAUCAAUGUUAUGUUUACUCACAUUAUGUUAAAACAAGUAAAACUUUUUGGACGAUUCUGCAAUACACGAAUGCAACGAUCUGUUGAUAUACAAAAGGCAAGAAAUAAUCUUGUGUUUCUUCUGGUUUUCCAAGAGUACAUCACGUGACCUAUCCUGCUAGUAGCACCAUUCUAUAAAGAAGCAAUGUUACGUAGGUAUGUAUCAGUUAUCUAUGACGAAAAUACAAAUAAUUUGACUCCUGUUGCCAAUAGCUAUAAUAAAACGUGUGUAUUGCGGGCUAUGAAUUCAUGAACAUAAUUUAAAUUGUGUUAUACUUAUAUAUUUGAUUCAAUCUGUGAUUAUUGAUUUAUAGAUACUUAUUUAUUAAAUUGCCUUAGAUGAC